AUGAGGACUUUCCUCUUUCUCUUUGCCGUGCUCUUCUUUCUGACCCCAGCCAAGAAUGCAUUUUUUGAUGAGAAAUGCAACAAACUUAAAGGGACAUGCAAGAACAAUUGCGGGAAAAAUGAAGAACUUAUUGCUCUCUGCCAGAAGUCUCUGAAAUGCUGUCGGACCAUCCAGCCAUGUGGGAGCAUUAUAGAUUAA
Messenger RNA from Pan troglodytes (chimpanzee), 198 nucleotides. RefSeq names its product defensin, beta 106A (gene DEFB106A). Gene Ontology annotation, biological process: innate immune response. The coding region runs from base 1 to 198 and encodes 65 amino acids. The record is from RefSeq and is marked provisional. Gene Ontology annotation, cellular component: extracellular region. Lineage: Eukaryota; Metazoa; Chordata; Mammalia; Primates; Hominidae. The transcript has 2 exons.